AUGCCCCAGGACGAGCUGCCGUUGCCAGCGAACUUCGCGCGAGAAGUCAUCGACGUUUCCGUCGCCGAUGAGAUGUCAGAAUCGUUCCUGGCGUACUCGCUUUCCGUUAUCACCAGCCGCGCGAUUCCUGAUGUACGAGACGGACUCAAGCCUGUCCAACGCCGCAUUCUGUACUCGAUGCUUGGCAUGGGAAUCCGACCUGAUGGCCCUCAUCGCAAGUCGGCGCGGGUGGUCGGCGACACGAUCGGCAAGUUCCACCCCCAUGGUGACAGCGCUAUCUACGACGCGCUGGUUCGCAUGGGCCAGGACUUUUCACGCAAUGUCACGCUGAUCGACCCCCAGGGGAACUUCGGAAGCCUCGAUGAGCCACCGGCCGCCUAUCGGUACACCGAGUGCCGGCUCACGCAUGCAGCCAUGGCCAUGCUCGGCGAACUCGACGAAGAAACCGUUGCAUUUACUCCAACUUACGAUGGCGACUCGACCGAACCCGAGUCUCUUCCAGGGUUGCUGCCAAAUCUGUUGGUCAACGGAACGAGCGGUAUUGCUGUCGGCAUGGCGACUUCGAUGGCGCCGCACAAUCUGGCCGAGAUUGCUGAUGCCAUCGAACUCGUUCUGACACAACGGCGGCCCAAGCCGACGGUGCAGCAACUGAUGGAACAUGUUCCAGGUCCUGACUUCCCUUCCGGCGCCAUCGUGGUCGAUAAUGACCUCGCAGAGAUGUACGCCUCGGGCCGAGGCUCGGUCACGCUGCGCGCGCGAGCCCACAUCGAGCAGCUCACGCCGAAGCGUCAGGGAAUCAUCGUUACCGAGCUCCCUUACCUGGUCGGGCCAGAGAAGAUCGUCGAGAAGGUCAACGCGUUGCUGCGCGAUGACAAGCUCAAGGGCGUUGCCAGCAUCACGAACUUCAGCGACCGCACGUCGGGCUUGCGGUUGCAGAUCGAUUGUGAUGUCGGCGUGAACCCGCAGGCCGUGCUCGAGCAGCUCUACCGCAUGACACCGUUGCAAGACACGUUCACCAUCAACAAUGUGGCGCUGGUCGACGGUGUGCCGACCACGCUUUCACUUCUUGAGUUGUGCCAGCACUACAUCACGCACCGUCUCGACAUCAUCCAGCGGCGCACCGAGUACCGCCUGCAACGAGCUCAGGACCGUCUCCACAUCGUGUUGGGCCUCCUCAUAGCGCUCGACAACAUCGACCAAGUCAUUGCCAUCAUCCGUGGCUCAGAAACCGUGCCCGAGGCUCGCGAGUCGCUGGUCGAACAGCUUGACCUUUCCCCCAUCCAAGCCACGCACAUUCUGGAUAUGCAGUUUCGCCGGUUGGUCGGACUCGAGAAGCAGAAGCUUGUCGAUGAGCGCGACGAACUGAUCGACACCAUCGACGGCUACGAAAAGCUCCUCGCCAGCGAGACCCGUCAACGCAAGCUUGUACUCGCCGAGCUCAGGCAACUGGUCGAAGACCACGGCAGCGCACGCAGAACUGAAAUCAUCAACUCCAACGACAUCGAGACGUUUACGCCUGCCGACCUCGCUCCUGCGCCGGCCGAUGUCACCGACGAGAGCUGCGUUAUGUCGCUGUCUUCAUCGGGCCAGAUCGGCCGCGAGUCCCUCGAAGGAGCCAAGCGGGCAACGCCAGGACGUCAUGACCUCGUCGUCGCAACCGUCGAAACCACCACAGCUUCCUUGGUGUGGGCCAUCACGUCCGAGGGCCGGGCACUUUCCGCCUUGGCUCACGACGUGGGCGAAGUCGGCGGACGCAGUCGUGGUGUGGCGGCCAGCCAGCUGUUUGGCACGAACCGAGGCGAAGACGUGCUCACCAUCGUGUCCGGACCGAUCGACGGUCACCUUGUACUUGUCACGCGCGGCGGCGUCGCGAAACGACUGACCGUCGAAGAGCUCGAAGCCACUCGAGCAGGCACCACGGUCAUACGCCUGAAAGAGGGCGAUCAGCUCGCUGGAGCCUUCGCCUGCGCCGACAGCUUCGACAUCGUGAUGGUCGCCGACAACGCGAACGUGCUGCGCACCAGCGUCGAGGGUAUUUCGAUUCAGGGUCGCGGUGCCGCCGGGGUUGCGGGCAUGAAGCUCAAGGGCCAAAGCCAGAUCGUGGCGGCUGGUCCGGUAGAUCCCCAAGUGUGGGACGGCUCCGUCGUGUCGGUCACCUCGGGCGCCGAAGCCAAGGCCACGCCGUACGACGAGAUACCGGCCAAGGGGCGCGGUGCGGGCGGCGUGCGUCUGACCAAGCUCAAGGAUGGCGACAAGCUCAUCGCUGCUUACGUAGGCUCGAUUGAGAGCCUGUGGGUGCUCAUGUCAACCGACGACGAUGCGUCCAAGCUCGAUCCGGUACCUGUUUCAUUCUCUAUUGAACCGACCAAACGCGAUCUCGUCAGCACGACGACCGAGCGCCAAAUUCUCAGUGUCGGUCAAGUUCGCUGGAACUAG
This is a messenger RNA of Nerophis lumbriciformis (worm pipefish), 2436 nucleotides long. Lineage: Eukaryota; Metazoa; Chordata; Actinopteri; Syngnathiformes; Syngnathidae. The record is from RefSeq and is a predicted model, not a curated record.